CGAGAAGGGCGAGCAGUGGCAGCCGGCGCUGGCGCUGCUGAGCGAGAUGCGGGAGGCGAAGCUGGAGCCCGACGUCAUCAGCUGCAGUGCUGGGAUCAGCGCGUGCGAGAAAGGCGAGCAGUGGCAGCGGGCCUUGGCGCUGCUGAGCGAGAUGCGGAAGGCGAAGCUGGAGCCCAACGUCAUCAGCUAUAGUGCUGGAUGCGGGAGGCGAAGCUGGAGCCCGACGUCAUCAGCUACAGCGCUGGGAUCAGCGCGUGCGAGAAGGGCGACGAGAUGGAGCCCGACGUCAUCAGCUACAGCGCUGGGAUCAGCGCGUGCGAGAAGGGCGAGCAGUGGCAGCGCUGGAGCCCGACGUCAUCAGCUACAGCGCUGGGAUCAGCGCGUGCGAGAAGGGCGAGCAGUGGCAGCCGGGCGCUUGCGCUGCUGAGCGAGAUGCGGGAGGCGAAGCUGGAGCCCGACGUCAUCAGCUACAGCGCUGGGAUCAGCGCGUGCGAGAAGGGCGAGCAGUGGCAGCGGGCGCUUGCGCUGCUGAGCGAGAUCUGGAGCCCGACGUCAUCAGCUACAGCGCUGGGAUCAGCGCGUGCGAGAAGGGCGAGCAGUGGCAGCGGGCGCUUGCGCUGCUGAGCGAGAUGUGGGAGGCGAAGCUGGAGCCCGACGUCAUCAGCUACAGCGCUGGGAUCAGCGCGUGCGAGAAGGGCGAGCAGUGGCAGCGGGCGCUUGCGCUGCUGAGCGAGAUGCGGGAGGCGAAGCUGGAGCCC
Molecule: messenger RNA, 758 nt
Organism: Prorocentrum cordatum
Lineage: Eukaryota; Dinophyceae; Prorocentrales; Prorocentraceae
Source: the annotation of a GenBank genome assembly